Messenger RNA from Mobula hypostoma (lesser devil ray), 5376 nucleotides. Its product is annotated as oxidative stress-induced growth inhibitor 1-like. The coding region runs from base 489 to 1958 and encodes 489 amino acids. Gene Ontology annotation, biological process: negative regulation of cell growth. The record is from RefSeq and is a predicted model, not a curated record. The transcript has 7 exons. NCBI's taxonomy places the organism in Eukaryota, Metazoa, Chordata, Chondrichthyes, Myliobatiformes, Myliobatidae. Gene Ontology annotation, molecular function: growth factor activity; oxidoreductase activity.
AAACACAGGACUAACGAUUGACUGAGACACACAAGGUGCUGGUGGAACUCAUGACGGCAUCAGUGGAGGGAACUAAACAGUUGACAUUACAGGCCAAGACCCUUCAGCAGGGCUGGAAAGGAAGGGGGCUGCAGCCAGACUAAGAAGGAGGGGCAGACGAUGAAGAUCCCUAUCCUCAUAUAUGCUUCUGAGAUCAAGACUUCCCACACGCAUACCUCAGUGUUCCAGAGUGAUAUUCCCAAAAAUGUUUCAGCGGAAUAUUCCACUGGAAGGAUAAGUGAUCCAACUUUCCCGGGAACGAGGUGUUGGAAAUCUGGAGUGAGCGAUAAACUGCUGGAACAAUUCAGUGCGUCGAACUGUAUCUGUGAGGGAUGGGAUGGUCAACCAAUUGGGUAGAGACCCUGCGUCAGGACUGAAGUUUUUCAAGAUUGAGAGCUGAGGAAUCUUUUGGAGGAGACAGGCACUGUCUGGGUGUGUUCCCACGAGCGAUGGACCAGGCCACACAAAGACUCAGUCCCCUCCCUGUGGUUGUAAUCGGGAAUGGGCCCUCUGCCAUUUGUCUGUCCUACUUCCUGUCUGGAUAUCGGCCUUACUUUAAGGAAUCUUCAGUCCAUCCCAAUCCAAUUCUUCAACGGAAAUUGGAGGCAAAUCUGAGGAGAUCCAUCGUCGAUCAGAACCUGGAGUUCCUGUCUGAGGGAUUGGAGGGCCGUUCCCACAGUCCAGUUGCCGUCCUGUUCGAUUCCAUCCUGCGACCUGAUGCUGAUUUGGGCGUAUCCUUAGAUUCUGUGCUGAGCUGGAGACUUGAACCAGACCAAUACAUUCCUCACCUAGUCCUGGGCAAGGGACCUCCUGGUGGAGCUUGGCAUUCCAUUGAGGGAUCCGUGUUUACACUGAGUCUUGGAGAAUGGAUGGAGUUGCCUGACCUGCCCUUCAGGGACUGGAUGAGAGACAAGAGAAGGUACCUGCGGAACGACAGGGCCAUGACCGCUGAUGUCGCCCAAUAUUAUCAGCACUACAUCCACGCUAAGGAGCUGCAGGAGAACUUUGUGUGUGGGGCUGUCGUCACCUCAGUGAGGAGGCUCAGUCGGCUGCCCGGCAGGGAAGAGCAGACGUGCGCGGACACCCAAACCUCAGAUAACCCUUCUCUUGCGAACCUGUUUGAGGUGAGCGGCUACAGCGUAACAGAGGGCGGCUCAGAGAAGGCUUUCUCCAUCUGCACGGAGAAUGUUGUGCUGGCAACGGGCACCUAUGACAGCUCCACCUGGCUGGGCAUUGAUGGUGAAGAGCUCCCCUUUGUCCAUCACGCCACCUCGGAAGUGGAAACGGUCAUUAAGGAGUACCAGAAGGCAAUGAGCUUUGACCCCAUUUUGAUCGUGGGAGCAGGUUUGACUGCUGCCGAUGCCGUCAUUGCUGCUCGUCAUAGCAACGUCCCAGUAAUCCACGUCUUCCGCAGGCAGGUGAAUGACCCAGGUCUCAUCUUCAACCAGCUUCCGAAACUGAUGUAUCCAGAGUAUCACAAGGUCCACCAGAUGAUGGUCCAGCAGGCGUGCACCAGCACAGGGCCCUACAAUGACUACCUCAGCCUUCCUGGACACCAGGUGGUACGCUUCACCCACGACAAGAAAUGUGUCCUUCAGGACCUGGCGUCAGGAGGGAGCAGGACAGCCAACAUCUUCAUGGCCCUUGUUCUGAUCGGCUCGGAGCCCAACCUGGCCUUUCUGCCUGAUGGUGGAAGAUCUCUGGCCAUCAACCCGGAGCUCCCGAUCAGCACCAAGCGCAACCCCAUUGGCGUGGACCGCUACACGUACGAGUGCACACAAGAGAGGGGGAUGUAUGCCCUCGGCCCCCUGGUGGCCGACAACUUUGUCCGCUUCCUGCAGGGUGGUGCUCUCGCCAUCACCAGUGCCCUGAGCAAGGCCAGAUCCCGCGUUAAUGUCCAGUCCGAAAACAGCCUCUGACCAGCCGAUCGCUGGUGCGUCAAGUCAAAAACGGUGCUCAAGGGUAGGUGUAGGGUCACUUCUGGGAACUACUGUUAUUUUCAGACCAGGGCUGAUGCCAGGCUUUGGUUAGCACUGGUUAACAUGGGCCGCAAAGGGUGGCUCAGCUGCAGAAGUCGAACGUUGCAGUAAAAGGGCACUGCUGGCAAUUCGGAGAGAAGUCGGUGGUUUGAGCGUGCGGACGAGAUGGGACGUGCAUCCAGCAUGUCCAGUUUUAAAGCCCAUCACCUUUUUGGAUCCUCUUGCCCUUUCACACUCAGCAGCACAAGCUAAAUUAGCGUACAUAGCCACACAGACCACCCGAUCAUGAAUUUUCGAUACAGGUUGGGGAUCUGGACAGAGGUGCUAAAAACACCAAGCAGCCAGCCUGGACAAAUGCAGGAGCCCCAGAGCUUGCUAGGGAGACCUCCCAGAAACCGCCCAGACUGGCCCUUGGUUUUAUUCCCAUGAAAGCCUAUGGGAAUUCUGGGGCCCCUGCAGGUUCCCUGAAAAUCACCUGUUUACAUCCUGGGGCCUGGACGGGCUCUCUGACUGUUCCUGACAGAUGAUGCAGUGCAGCUGUGCUGCGCAGGCUGACAGUGUGGAUCAAUGGUGCUCAGUGACAGUACAGGCCAAGACCUGUAAACUGACUGGUCAAGCAGGCAGCCCUGGUUACAGAUUCACACUGAUAUAGUGCAGAGCGGGUCAUUUUGCCCAUCAUAUUUAUCCUGACCCAUCUAUGCAAAUUCCAUCCACCAGCACGGGAUCCAUUGCCUUCCAUGCACUAACAAUGCAAGUGCUCGUCUUGGUAUUGCUUAAAUGAUGUGAGAGACUCUGCCUCCACCACUCCCUCAGGCAGUGCAUUCCAGAUCCUUACACCUCCCUGGAAAGUUUCCUCUUAUAACCUCGUCCCUCUUACCCGAAGGCGGUUUUAUGCACCUCUGCUAUGAGGAAUUGCUUCUACAACCUACUGCUUCAUAAAAGCCUUUUAGGAUCACUAAGUCAGCCUGCGAGUUAAGAAUGACAUUCAAGACGCUGGAGGAGCUCAUCAGGUCAAGUGUGCAGAGAAAUGGACAGCCAAUGCUUCAGUUUGAGAAACCUCACCUGGACCCACUAAAGCACAGCUGGUUCUAUAGGUCAGUAGCAAUUGAUUCACAUUGAUCUUAUUGCAAUACUAUCCAUAUUGAAGCAGAUAUUAGACCAUAUGACCUCCCAAGUGUGGAGCAAGAUUAUCAGUACGAGAGGCUGGGAGCAUACCAAGGCCAUCGUGAGCUGAGAGUCAGCCCCCUUGGGAGAGAUUGAGCUUCAAGCCCCAUUGAUCCUUUCCUACAGCAAGCCGACUGUCCACUCCUCACUUACGGAGGUAGUGUGGAAGUAAAGUCUGAUAAAGAUUGACUCUGGAGUUUUGUCUUCCCCCUCAGAGACAUCAGAUUAAAGCUCACCCCCUUGUCAACUAGGCCAUUGCUUCAGGAGCUGCAAAGCACUAUUGUCAAUGUCUGGCUCUUGUUGGUGAAAGCACUCCCUCGGCCGUGGUUCAGACACACCAUCAAUACCUGCUCUGCGGCUACCUCUGUUCCCCCAAGAUUUCCUGCUUGUCUUUUCAGCACACCUUCUCGUGGUCCCUGCACAGGGGUCACUGCUAUAUUCUUCCAUGCCUGACUCACGCUAUUCUUAAGACUGCCUCACUUUUGUUGCUUAAAUCUAGCAUCAAUUUGUCCUGUAGGUGUUGGCUUACUCGGCUGGAGUAAGCAACAUUUUGUGCAGAGUGCAUUGAGUUAUGGAGCCAUAUAGCAUGGGAAAAGGCCCUUCAGCCCAAAUCCCCCAUGCUGACAAGGAUUUCUAUGUAUGCUGGUACCAUUUCAAACCAUGGAACAAAGAACAUUACAGCACGGUCAGGCCAUUUGGCACACCAUGUUGUACUGACUUUUUAACCAACUGCAAGGUUAAUCUAAUCCUUUCCUCUUCAUGGCCCUCCAUUUUUCAAUCACCCAUAUGCCUAUCUAAGAGUUUCUUAAAUGCCCCAAACGUAUCUGUGUCUACCACCACCUCUGGCAGGGCACACCUACCACUCUCUGUUUAAAGAACUUACCUUUGAUAUAUCUCCUGUACUUUUCUCUAUCACCUUAAAGUUAUGCCCCCUGGGAUUAGCAAUUUGGAAAGAAGUCUCUGUCUAUGCCUCUUAUUAUCUUGUACACCUCUAUCAAGUUCAAAGUAAAUUUAUUAUCGAAUUACAUGUAUGUCACCAUAUACAACCCAGAGAUAAAAUUUCUUGCAGGCAUACUCAAUAAAUCAAUAAUAGAUUAAUAACCAUGAUAGGAUCAAUGAAAGACCACAGCCCAAAUUGAUCAUUCAACCGGUGUGCAAAAGACAAACUGUGCAAAUACAAAAAGAAAGAAAUAAUAAUAAUAAAUAAACAAGCAAUAAAUAUCGAGAACAUCAGAUGAAGUGAGCCGAUAGGUUAUGUAAACAUUUCAGUGAUGGACCAAGUAAAGUUAUCCCUUUUGGUUGAAGAGCCUGAUGGUGGAGGGGUAAUAACUGUUCCUGAACCUGGUGGUGUGAGUCCUGAGGCUCUUGUAUCUUCUUCCUGAUGGCAGCAGCGAGAAGAGAGCAGGUCCUGGGUGGUGGGGAUUCCUGAUGAUGGAUUAUUUUCCCUGUGACAGUGUUUUGUGUAGAUACACUCAAUGGUGGGGAGAGUGUUCCCCAUGAUGAACUGGGAUGUACUCAUUGCUUUUCAUAGGAUUUUCCAGAGCAUUGGAGUUCCUACAAUCAACCUUCCUUGGCCAAAGUUGCCGUGGUCACAUGAUGCACUGAAAUCACAGUACAUCAGGACAGUAUUAAUUUGCUGCACAGGCAUGGGCUCCCAAACAUAUUCCCCUCUCAUGAAUCCCUGUCCCAUUGGUUAGCAGAAAAGGACUGCUCUCAACUCUUCUAUGACCCUUUGAAAUCAUUAUCUCCUCAUGACCCCUGGGAACCACAAAACCCAGCAAGCUCCAUCUCCCCCACCAGACCAUCAAUGUCAAGGAGUAGUGGACUCACCAAGUACAGCAACAGCAAAAUCCCUUUCACUUUCCCUCCAGCCGUAGAUGCCUGUUUACUAGAGGGGAUCAAAUGUCAUUUUCCUUAGUUCUGUGCUAAAGCUGAUCCAAGAGAUACAAGUAUUUGCCAUCCAGCAGGGAAAGUCAGUGCGAACUCCUUUCUUAUUACUCCUCAUUGAGCUGUGGCAGGGCUGUAGAACAAUCACCCUCAAGGUGUAAAGCAGCCUCUCUACUUGUGAACAUCAUUUCUUUUCUGAAGUUUGUAAGCACUAAUAUUCUUCUAAUAAAGUGAUCUUUUGCACUGAGAUGCACAGUGUUUCUUUUGCUAACAGAUGUUAUUUGUGAGAAAUACUGCAAUAAAGAUU